UGCGCACGCCACUGCGAACCGUCGACGUGCGUUCGUCGCAGCGAUCUCAACGGGGACAACUCGGUCCCCUACUCCAUUCGUUCCGACCACGCAUCGCACUCUUGCUGCAUCCCAUCAUUCCACCGCAAAUCGCUCGACGCAACCGUAUCGCGUACCAGCGUGUGUGACUCGUCCGACCGUUCCGUCGCACCUUCGUCCCGCGGUUCCGCACGCAUGGCCGAUCGCGUGAACUGGACGGCCGAGUGCGCCGCGUUCGCCGUCAUGCUCGGCCUGUCCGUGGCCGUGGGCUUGCACUUCGGGUGCGCGAGAGGCGGACAGAACGCCGCCGGCGCUUACCUGCUGGGCGGUAAGCAAAUGUCCGUGUUCCCCAUCGCCGUGUCGCUGAUCGCCAGUCAUAUCUCUGGUAUUUCGCUGCUCGGAGUACCCACCGAGGUCUACAGCCACGGUACGCAAUAUCUGAUUGCCGUUUUGAUGAACGCAGUAGCUGUUGUUGUGGUCUUACACAUAUACUUGCCAGUGUUCUACAAACUUCAAUUGACAUCGAUCUACGAGUACUUGGAACUGCGCUUCGAUUCCAGCAUUCGAGCACUGUGUUCGCUUAUCUACGGCGUUUCUAUUGUACUGUUUAUACCGCAAGUGAUUUACAUAUCGGCGUUGGUGUUCAAUCAAAUAUCGGGAUUCAACGUACAUUUAAUAACUCCCAUUAUAUGUUCCAUUUGUAUAUUUUACACAACCGUCGGUGGACUGAAAGCAGUGGUGUGGACGGAUGCGAUUCAGAGCGUGUUUACCAUCAUGUCAAUCGUAGCAGUGAUCGUCUUGGGCUUCAUACAAGUCGGAGGGUUCAGUAAUGCGAUAAAAGCUAACAUAGAAGGAGAUCGAAUUGAACUUUUCAGGAUGAACCCGGAUCCGUUUUUGAGACAUACAUUUUGGACAGUGAAUACAGGCACGGCGUUUACUUUGAUCAUUUAUCUCGGUAUUCACCCCGGUGCCAUUCAACGGUUCGUAGCGUUGCCAACGUACAGCAAGGCUCGAAAAGCAUUGAUUUAUUUUGGCAUCGGAUUGAUUAUCGUUAAAGUUCUGACAGGAACGGUCGGAAUGCUGAUUUUCGCCACGUACAAAGACUGCGAUCCCGUUUCGGCCAAAUAUGUGACUAGCGAUAAACAUUUGUUACCGUAUUUCGUUAUGGAUGUAGCAGCGAAAUAUACCGGACUUACCGGUUUGUUCAUUUCUGGCUUGGUUAGCGCUGCAUUAAGCACGAUGUCUGCACAGCUGAACACCGUGUGCGCUACGAUUUACGAGGACUUUCUCGUGAAAAUGUUGGGCGUCCGAGUGGUCGUCGAGUCGAGAGCGAACGUCAUCAUGAAAUGCAUCGUCGUGGUCGUCGGCGUCGUUUGCGUGCUCUUGGUAAACGUGGUCGAGCAAUUGAAAGGGAUCGUUCAAAUGACGACCAGCGUGAGCGGCAUAACCAACGGAGCCAUACUAAGCGUGUUCACAUUGGGCGUAUGCUUUCCGCGGGCGAACCCGAGGGGAGCGAUGUGCGGCAUGGUGGCCAGCCUAGGAGUGAUGGCGUGGAUCGUCACUGGAGCUCAACUCGCCGUGUACGAUAACCAGUUGAAAUUCGUCACGAAGAGCGUUUCGGUGGCUGGAUGUCCGGCCAACACGACUUUUAGGAAUCCGGCGAAUUACUCCGGAUUAUAUCAAAUGAACGAUGAUGUGUAUGUGAGUCCAAAUGUAUGGAAAAUGUUCACAGUAUCAUACAUGCAUUACAACACAAUAGGCACUGGAAUAGGAAUAGUUGUUGGACUUAUUGUCAGUUGGUUGUUUCCGAUAGAUCAAAAUAUAGAUCCCAAACUUUUGGCACCCUGCAUGCGAAAAAAAAUUACUAAACAAUCCACCAAGAUGGUGGAGAUUUACUUAACUAAAAGCGAUGACAACAGUCCAGUACCUCAAGAUCAAUAGAAUGCAUAUUAUAUAGUGUAAGACUAUUUAAUAUUGGCAAAACUGUUCAACUGUCUAUUUUGGUGUAUGAGAGUACCAGUGACAAUAUUAUUUUUCGAUUAGCUUAAAUACCAAGUUAAGUAGUAGUUUAGUAGUAAUAUUUUUCGAAUUUAAAUUAUGUUAUAUUAUUUGUAAUACUUAUUAGGAAUCUAUCACUUAUUAUAAAAAUACUUAAUUUACACAAUUCAAAGUGAAAGCACUUUAACUACUAAAUAAAAAAUACUGUAACACAAUGAAUAUAUUAU
Messenger RNA from Sipha flava (yellow sugarcane aphid), 2243 nucleotides. Its product is annotated as sodium-coupled monocarboxylate transporter 1-like. Gene Ontology annotation, molecular function: symporter activity. Gene Ontology annotation, biological process: transmembrane transport; sodium ion transport. Bases 214 to 1959 code for a protein of 581 amino acids. The record is from RefSeq and is a predicted model, not a curated record. Gene Ontology annotation, cellular component: membrane. The transcript is spliced from 11 exons. Lineage: Eukaryota; Metazoa; Arthropoda; Insecta; Hemiptera; Aphididae.